Messenger RNA from Lecanosticta acicola, 2709 nucleotides. Lineage: Eukaryota; Fungi; Ascomycota; Dothideomycetes; Mycosphaerellales; Mycosphaerellaceae. The record is from the annotation of a GenBank genome assembly.
AUGGCUCAUGCUACAGAUUGGUCACGCUACCAUCCAGCAGUCAUCCCGCUGAGUGCACUGGCCACGGGAUGUAUCGCAUACGCCCUCUACGCUUCAUACGCCGCCAAGCCGACAACGGCAUUGCACAGAAGCAACGCUGUCCACCGGCCGAGGCGUGACCGCCAGCUUCUCGUGAUCGAGCAUAGGAACUCGACGCCUGACUCUCCCCUGGGCACAAUGCUCAUCCGACGAGACGACCAUUUCAUCGAAUUCAACUUGGCCAAUUGCUGUAGUCGCUUCUUAUCAGAACAUUUUUCUGAGGCACAUCAGUACCUAUCGCAACAGACCGAGGUCUUUCGACAGACAUUCGGUAACGUAGCCAUGGAGAUGGUACUAUCUGCCUGUUCCUCUGCCACCCAGAAUGCCGAUUGCUGGAGUCAGCUCGAGAGCAUUGGAUUCGGCGACCUUUUGAGAGCGAUGAGCGUCCACGACGAGGACCAGGUUAGACUACACAGUCAUGGCAUCCGUGACGUCCUCGGGGUAGUAUGUGUCACCGGCUCGGCUUAUUUGACAACUGUUGCUGACAUGAAAUAGGGCGACAUCAGCGACGACCAGGUUCAGCAGGCUGUGGAAAAGUUCCUGGGAUCCGACAAGUGGAGGGGAGGCUCUUCAGAUAGCGAAGCGGCUGAUCCAGCGGAGACGGAGGAAAUUGACAUGCUAAGUGCUGCCAACAGAGAACCCAGUCAAGGACUACGAGGUCUGCUAUACUACAUUGCCGAAGAAGAUGCAAAGCGAAAGGCCUACGAGCAUCGAGGUAUACAUUGCGAAGAGUGUGGAGAAAUGCCCAUCCGAGGCGUACGUUGGCACUGCCUGAAUUGCCCAGACUACGACCUAUGCUCCUCAUGUGAGGCGCACACAGCGCACACCAACACGCAUGUGUUUGCCAAGAUCAGGAUUCCCGUCCCAAUCCUAUCACAGCCCGUGCAGGAAUACAAAUUGUGGUAUCCAGGCGACCCACGAAAGAUACACGGUCUGCUUGAUGCUUCUUUGAAAAGACGCCUAUGCAAGGAUCAUGGUUUCGAAGAUCCACAGUUGGAUGCUUUGUACGAUCAAUUCGUGUGCUUGGCCAACGUUCCUUGGCCGGCGGAUCCGUCGAGUGUAAAGGCAGCCAUUGACCGGCGAGCUUUUGAUAAGGCACUGACUUCCACGAAAUGGCCGCAAAGGUUCUCUGCCAAUUCUAUGUACGAUCGGAUGUUUGGCUUCUACGACACGGAUGGCAACGGUAUUAUCGAUUUUCCGGAGUUCGUAAGCGGAAUGGCCUACUUGAGGGGCCCCAACCGCUUCGCUUCUCUGCAAAGAGCUAUCCGUGGAUUCGACAUGGACGGCGACGGGUACGUCGAUCGAGCAGACUUUCUACGCCUUUUGAGAGCAAAAUUUGAUAUCCAGAAGCAACUCGUCAGCGAUAUGGUAGACGGACAAGCACCACAGAUCACACAAGGAGCGAUGGAGAGACUGAGGUCGAGUCAGCCAAUCAGCUCUUUGUUCUCAGACGAGGAGAUUCCGCCAGGUGAGGUAAGAUGGCCGCGUGGCAAGCAAGAGGAUGCUUUUGGCGAUCUUCAGCCACUCGAAGGAAUCAACAGUUUCCUAAAUGACGAGGAUCCUUGGCCUCGUGACAGGCUCAAGCGACAGCCAGCCCACGAACGGCUCCGUCAUCAUCUGUCGCGUUUUGAGGAGCUUCUUUUCAGUCCUUCGGAUCAGAGCACUGCUUCAAACGCCAUGGAUCAGUUGGACGGACUUGGCGACCCAUCUGACCGUGUGGAUGAAGAAUCGCCUGGCCAGGAAUUCAGCUUUAUGGAGAUGGUCACACGGACCCCAGUUCGAGAUGAUCCCAGUAUCGAUGAACCCUACGUGCGAGACCUCCUGUGGCAGCUCACCGAAGCCGGGCUUAAUGAGCUGCUGGACAAACUCUUCAUCCAAAGAGAACGGCAGGAUUAUGAGGCGACCAUGACUCAGCGCGAACGCCAGAGAUGGCGCAAGCAAAUUGAUGAGGAAGUAGAGAGAAGCCGAAAGCUUGGAGACCUUCGCCUUCCAAUCAGGCCACUGUCGUCUGAGUCUGACGACAGCUCAUCUCCAGCAUUCACGGAUGGAGUCGUUCCAACUGAUUGGGAGAGUCUAGAGCGGCGAGAGAAGGAAAUCCCAGACGCGCCUCUCGAGCAGCUUCUGCAUGCUAGUGGCUACGGGGUGCGCAACGAUGAGAACGCCACAUAUGAUUCGUCGUCCCCGCGGUCUUUGGACGCUGCUUCGCCCUCAGCUCAGACCGCCUCGAGGCCGCAAACCGCGCGAUCGCGGAGUACGAGGGCUACGAUCACUUCUCCUCUCCGAAAUUCUGUCUCAGCAGACGAGCCAUGGGAGGAGGCAGCGGAUCCUACCUUACCACAACACAAACCAAACGCCGAGCCUGCGGCCGGGAUCCAAGCUCCACAAGAGCCAAAUAGAACAUCGGCCCGGCCGAACUCGGCCACGAUGGCCUUCACAGCAGCACUAGAGCGGCCACCAAGUCCACAGCGAUUGGAAUACCUCGCUUCAAUGGAGAAGGUCCACCGCGAGGUAGAAUAUCGGGGCGGUCCCGGAAGACUGAGUUAUGAUGAGAUCGAAUCCGUCACCACUCUGGAGAGCAGAGGCGAACUACGAGGUCUCAUCAAAACAUGGCUAGAAUGGGCGACAUUCUGA